Melospiza georgiana is the source of this 1340-nucleotide messenger RNA. It is a transcript of the gene RAB19, whose product is annotated as RAB19, member RAS oncogene family. The transcript is spliced from 3 exons. Gene Ontology annotation, molecular function: GTP binding; GTPase activity. The record is from RefSeq and is a predicted model, not a curated record. Bases 134 to 778 code for a protein of 214 amino acids. NCBI's taxonomy places the organism in Eukaryota, Metazoa, Chordata, Aves, Passeriformes, Passerellidae.
AGGGCGGCGCAGGGCGGCGCUACCUGUCCCGGCAGGGCAGCGCCGGCAGGUGAGCGCCUGGCACCGGCUCCUUCCUCGGGCCUGCGGCUGCUCCUCCUCCCCCGCCUGGCCGCAGGCCCGCCCGGCAGCCGCGAUGCCGUUCCCCAGCUCCGCCGCGGACGAUGCCUUCGACUACCUCUUCAAGAUCAUCCUGAUCGGCGACUCCAACGUGGGGAAGACGUGCGUGGUGCACCGCUUCAAGACGGGGCAGUUCAACGAGAAGCAGCAGAACACCAUCGGCGUCGACUUCACCGUGCGCUCCAUGGACAUCGACGGCAAGAAAGUAAAGAUCCAAGUGUGGGACACAGCCGGUCAAGAGCGCUUCCGGACAAUAACCCAGUCUUAUUACAGGAGUGCCCAUGGGGCCAUCCUUGCCUAUGACCUUACUAGGAGGUCCACAUUUGAAUCCAUUCCUCACUGGAUUCAUGAAAUUGAAAAGUAUGGUGCUGCAAACUUGGUCAUGAUGUUAAUUGGGAACAAAUCGGAUUCGCUGGACAAGCGCCAAGUGCUGUUUGAAGAUGCCUGCACCCUGGCAGAGAAGCACGGGCUCUUAGCUGUGCUGGAAACGUCAGCCAAAGAAGCUCAAAACAUAGAAGAGGUGUUCACAUUAAUGGCUAAGGAGCUGAUAGCCCGAAAUACCUUACAGCUUCAUGGGGAGAACCCUCCAAACAGCUUCAGUCUGGACUCCAGGCCAGUGAUUGCAAGUCCAAGUGUGGAGAAGAGCCAGUGCUCCUGCUGAAGAGAGGCUUUGGGGAGAGCUUGGAAACUGCCAUACUUCUGAGGCUGUUUGAUUCAAUUUUGUUCAGUUGAUGAAAGUGUUUUAUGUGGCCUCAAGCCAUCUCUCUUGAUAUUUCUACCUUGCAGUUUGGCUUGUGAGUAUUUUCAGAGAUCACUGUUGUUGCUGGUAGCAUAGGUUGCUUUGAACAUAGCAAUGUGAACUUCUGAGAUGAGACAACUCAGGAAGCUGCCAGGCCUUGCCCUAACCAAAGAGAACUAUAAAAGUUAUUGCCUUUAAUUAUUUCCUUACAUGUCUUUCUGGCUGUGUCAGAAGAUAAAUUUGCACCAGAGUUCUGCACUGACCCAUGUAAGCUGUGUUGCUGGUUUUCAGCACUUUCCUCUCUGCCAGUAGCUGUAAAAAGUCUGACGCAUGCUUGGACAGCACUAACCCACUCCUGCCUAAACUUUGAUUUAGGAGCUCUCCUGAGGUCAGGCAGGUAGCCACCCAUGCCAAGGAGCUUCAUAACAUUUGUGAAAGGGUAGAGGAUUUCACAUCUGCCCCGAGUUCCUCACCAGACAAACCU